Molecule: messenger RNA, 4152 nt
Organism: Aspergillus fischeri NRRL 181
Lineage: Eukaryota; Fungi; Ascomycota; Eurotiomycetes; Eurotiales; Aspergillaceae
Product: tetratricopeptide repeat domain protein
Exons: 3
Coding region: 1-4152 (1383 amino acids)
Molecular function (GO): protein binding
Source: RefSeq, a predicted model, not a curated record
AUGUCUCACGAUCAGAUCCCCCAGAUCUGGACGCGAGCCAUCACUCGGUAUGAGCGGAUCACCGAGAAGGCCCUGGAUUUGGCUUCUCUGCGGGAAUUAACGACUGUGGAAGAGCUGCUGGGAUCCAUCGAAACGGAGAAUAAGGCCUUUGGCGACUUCAGGGCUAAAAGAUCUCACAUCUUUUCCGCUCUGACAUCGGCCAUGCUUCCUAUCCAGCUGGUCGGGGAUCUGGCAUCGACGGGUGCCCAGAUUGCGUUCCCUCCUGCUGGGCUUAUUUUUAGUGCAGUUAAAUACCUGAUCAAUGCCGCUGGAGGGGUGUCCGCGAAAUAUGAUGCGAUAGUGGACUUGAUGGGGACUUUGAAGGAUUUCACUGUCCGGUUGGGUGUUUAUGCCAAGCAGCUGAUUUCCGACGCGCUACGGGACAAACUAACGGAUAUUCUGUCCACGAUGUUGGAGAUUUUCGCCAUUGCGCGGCAUCAGAUUGAACGUGGACGGCUUCUGACCUUUGGAAAGAACGUCCUCCUCGGUAAUGAUGAAGGCAAAGCCAUGAUAGACAAACUGAACGCCCUGAUGGACAGUGAAAGGAAUCUUACUGGUGCUGAGACCUUGACAGAAGUUAAAGUGGCUAACACCCGGAUCAAAAGGGUGGACAGCAACAUUGAAAAGCUUGUCCAACAUAUGAAUAAUAUGGGCCUAUCGCAGAUGCAGACCGAGCAAGCGCAGGAGAAAAGAAAUCGCGACCAUGUGAAACGAGUCCUGCAGCCGACAACCAGUGCCGAUGACCGAUACACCGCGAUCAAUAGAAGUCGCACACACGGCACAGGGGACUGGAUACGAGAAGAGAAGGUUUUUCGAGAUUGGCUGAGCCGAGUCAAACCACUUCUCUGGGUGACCGGCACACCUGGUGCCGGAAAGACGUAUCUGGCGUCUAAUAUCAUAACGUACCUCAAACAGCGAUUCCCUCAAAAUGUGCAGCAUCCGUCUCACGUCUCCGUUGCUUACUUCUUUUUCAAAGAUGAUGACCUGAAGACGCGGUACCUGCAUCAGGCGCUGCGUGAUAUUUCAUUCCAAAUAGCCCAGAAUGAUCCCAUGUACACAAAACAUAUCGUUUCGUGCGUUGAUUCCCGGGAGGACAUCGCAACGCUGCCCAGUCUCUGGCAAAAGCUGUACGCUGAGUUCUUUCUCGCGAAUAAUGCGUUGGAUAGUAGCGUUUACAUCGUCUUGGAUGCGCUUGACGAAGCGUUCGCGGAGGACCGCUUGGAGUUGUUCGAAAUGCUUAAGGAUAUUCAGCAGGGAGGAAGGCUGCAGUUUCUCAUGCUAGGCCGGCCACAUAUUGACGAGGAGAUCGACCAGAUCGUAGAAGCCUUAGCCGGGCCGGCUAUUUAUGUCUCUGAUUUGAAUAACUCGGAGGAUAUUGUGCGGUAUAUUAAGAGCAGCAUCUCGAAGUCGGUUUAUCUUAAACGGGCUUCGAAGGCGUUGCAAUUGGAAAUAGUGGACAGAUUAUCUGCCGGGGCUCAGGGGAUGUUUAUAUGGGUUGACUUCAUGCUCAAAGAGCUCCUCAAGAAGCGGGACGAAGGAAGCAUGCGGAGAGCACUGGAUGAAGCACCAAACGGCCUGUCCCAGAUGAUCCGACACGUUCUGAAGGACAUAUCAGAGAGUCUAAAAAACUCGCCUCAAUAUGCAGAGGACCUGAAUGAAAUGCUCGCCUGGGCUACCUGUUCCACGUCGCCGCUCAGAUUGGACGAAAUGGAAAGCGUCGUCAAAUGGCGCUCGGAAUCUGGGGACGGCUGGAUCUGGCUCGAGGGAGAUCUACGGAGGCAGUACGCUUCGCUCUUUCUCCUCAACCGGAAGGAUGGCUUGACGACGACAGAACUUCAACGGAGAGCAAUAUAUAUGGGACAAGUAGAUACUCACGACUCGGAGAUUGGGUUUGAGGACUUGGACAAUCUGCCUGAUUUCAACUCCGAUCCGAAGACAACAUAUGUGACGCUGACGCAUGCCUCGCUGGGAGACUUUUUCAGGAGUGAAUGGAACAGUCCGAUAUCUGCGGAUGGCUGCCCACCGAUUGGAGUCAGUUUCCAUGAAGCGAAAGUAAUGCUAUUCAAACGAUACUAUGAAAUUAUCUCUUGCCCAGAGGACUCCUCAAGAAGCGAUAUUGCAAAUGUACUCCUGUUCCGAGCUAGCAGUUCGGUCAUCCCAGCCCUCAAGGCCAUGGACAUUCAUCUAUGCAGCAAAGCCGACAAACAAACCAUUGGAAUCUAUCUGGCAAGGCUUCUUUUUGACGAGUGGGCGAUGCCCAGGUUUGUCAUGUUUACCGGUAAUGUGCCUCUCCUAGAGGACAUCCGGGACCUGUUUCUGACCUGGCUAAGCAAUUCCGAUGUGCAGGAGGCGUUGCCACCGGUCGGGAAGGGGUGGUAUGACUCGUUUGCCUCUGGCGAUAGCAACGAUAUUUUUCUCCCCGCUAUCCGCUACAUUGCCAGGAGUUGGCUGGGGGAUGCGGCUUCGACGUCGAAUGGACAUAACAUUUGCAAGUUCGUCCACGAUUACCUUCAUGCCCGCGGGACCUCUGGAGUGAAGUCUAUUGAAUCCGCGGGAGUCGUGGUUGAAACAGCAGAGUGGUGUGGUUUUGAGAAGACUGCGAUUUGGCAUCGACGCCUCGCUAUGGCGCUGAGAGACCUUGGCUUCCUUGAUGAAUGUAUCGAGUACUUUCAGAAGGCGAUUCAAUUAGGAUCGACAGCUGACGGUUGGCUUACGCGUGCUGAAAUGGCCACAGCAUAUAUUCGCAAGAAGGAAUACCGAAAGGCGGCCGAGGCCCAGGAAAUUUGCAUGCAGCUGUUGGACAAGGGCGAACAACCGUUCCCAAACGAUAGCCAUAAAAGCGAUGGUCAGGUGCACCGCGUCUUAGAGUCCCUCGGACUCUGCUAUAACCAGCUCGGAGAAUUUGAGAAGGGAUUGUCCCUUUACAGAAAGGCUUUUGGGUACAACAAUCGGUGCAACACCUGUGUUCGUGCAAUCUUAGCAUAUCUAAACAUGGAGGGAAGAUACACGGAGAGCAUGGACCUGCUGCAGGAAAUGGACGAAAAAAUCCCCGAGACCGACUUCACACGCCUAUCGGAAUGUCUGAUGACCAACUCCGAACUAUCCGACGCUUUUACACACUGGUUCUCAGCGGCGGCGUACCACACAUCCAACACAGCCUACAUGGUCAAUGCAUAUGCGAGUGCUGCCAUGGUUGCAUUUCGCAAGGCUAAAACCGUCCAGGCUGCAAAUCUCGAACUCUGCAGGGGCGUCUUUCUCCAGAUCUAUGAACACGACUCUUCACGCGCUGCGCGGGUGUGGGAGGGACUCAUCAAUACCUACCGUGGGAAGAGAUCUGAUGGAGAGAUUACCCCUGUGCUGGAGACUGCGUCUAAUUUUCUGGCGACUCACUAUCUAACUCAGGCUAUGGAAGUGGGAGUUGAUACAGUCGAGGGCCGGAGAUACGGCGAGAUGCUGGAAUUACUCGCGCAGGGAAGAGCUCUCUAUGUCAGUGAUAUCACAAACCCACAGGAACCGGAGAAGAAUCCUCCCCAUGCAGACCGGUUCGUGACUAAUUCGGAGGUCGGGUUGAUCAUGGGGAAUUACUACAGACUUUCUGAUCGGAACAUCGAGGCGAUGGCCUGCUACACGGCACAAGUCAAGGAAUGUAUUCGGCUUUUGAGCGACAAUGAUCCGUUGAAUGAUGGAAUGGCAUUUCGGCGACUUGGGGGUGUCUUGGCUGGUGUGGGUGACAAGGAGGGCGCAGUCACAAUGUGGCAUCAGAGUUACUCACUCGCGAAAUAUGAUAAUGACAGCAAUGGUGAGAAUGAGGAGUUGGUCGAACAGUCUAUCAUUUGCAGGGGAUGUCACAGGUCUGUCGAAAUCAGCAAUAUCUCAAUCUGCCGAUAUUGUCACAACGUUAUACUCUGUGUGACGUGUUUGCAACUGCGGAGGAGCGGAAGUCUUGCAGUCAAUAUCUGCUGUCAAAAACAUGACUGGAUUCUGCUUCCUCCCCUACCAAAGAGCCUUAGACAGCGUGAUGAAGGGCAGAAGGAUAUGGUGUUUGUGGAGGAUCAUUGGAUCAGGCUGGACGAGCUUAAACAUCAACUGAUGCUGAAAUGGGGCAUCAAAUAA